CUAAAGAAGAUCGAGACAAAGGAAGAAAGCAUCAAAUGUUCAGUAGUGUGAGAUGAAGAAGAAGAGUUAUCUAUACCUGAAUCUGCAUUUGUGUUCUUCAUUUUUGUUCCUUUUGUUUUCUUCUUCUUUCGCUUUAGCAGAACAAGAUGUGUUCGUUUCUAGCAAUGGCAGCCUUACGGAUGCCGAAGCUAUGUAUAUCAGGCAGAGGCAGCUUUUGUACUACAGGGAUGAGUUCGGUGACAGAGGAGAGAAUGUCACCGUCGAUCCUUCUUUAGUCUUUGAGAAUGCCAGACUCAAGAACGCUUACUAUGCCUUGCAAGCUUGGAAGCAAGCUAUACUCUCCGAUCCCCUCAAUCUGACUGCUGAUUGGGUCGGAUCUGAUGUUUGCAACUACACUGGCGUUUUCUGUACUCAAGCGCUCGAUAAUCCACGGAUCCGAACCGUCGGUGGCAUUGAUCUCAACCACGGCGAUAUUGCCGGUUAUCUUCCGGAGGAGUUAGGGUUGCUUACCGAUCUCGCAUUGUUUCAUAUUAACUCCAAUCGCUUCUGUGGAACUGUGCCUCACAAGUUCGUUAACCUCAAGCUUCUGUACGAGCUGGAUCUAAGUAACAAUCGAUUCGCUGGCAAGUUCCCCCAGGUAGUUCUCAGAUUGCCGAUGCUCAAGUAUCUCGAUCUGAGAUUCAAUGAGUUCGAAGGCGGUGUCCCUAGUGAGCUCUUCGAUAAAGAUCUUGAUGCCAUUUUCCUUAAUGACAAUCGCUUCCAUUUCGAUCUCCCGGAUAAUUUUGGUAACUCUCCGGUUUCUGUGAUUGUUCUUGCCAAUAAUAACUUCCAUGGCUGUGUUCCUGCCAGUUUGGGAAAUAUGACCAACUUGAAUGAGAUUAUUUUGCUGAAUAAUGGCUUACGAUCGUGUUUGCCUGCGGAGAUCGGGUUGUUGACGAAUUUGACAGUGUUUGAUGUGAGCUUCAAUAAGCUAAUGGGGCCGUUGCCUGAUACAAUUGGGAAGAUGGUGAGCUUGGAGCAGCUCGAUGUGGCACACAACAUGCUCUCGGGGACGAUUCCUACGAGUAUCUGUUCGCUACCCAAUUUGCAGAACUUCACGUACUCGUACAACUUCUUCACAGGCGAGUCUCCAUCUUGUUUGAGUCUUCCUGAAUUUGACGAUCGGAAGAAUUGCCUGCCGGCAAGGCCAGACCAGCGGUCGGCCGGGCAAUGUAAGUUGUUCUCGUCUCGUCGGGUGCAUUGUAGUGCUUUCAGAUGUGCUCAUUUUGUUCCUUCUUUGCCAUCUCCGCCUCCACCUUCACCUCCCAUGCCCAUGCCAUCGCCACCUAUUAUUACGUCACCUCCACCGCCGGUUUUCUCCCCUCCGCCAGUUUUCACGCCUCCAUCGCCAUCGCCACCACCGCCACCACCGCCGGUUUUCUCCCCUCCGCCAGUUUUCACGCCUCCAUCGCCAUCGCCACCACCGCCACCUGUUUUCUCUCCACCACCGCCUGUUAGCUCACCGCCCCCAACCCCAUCUCCACCACCACCUGUAUUCUCUCCACCUCCUCCCCCACCAUCCCCACCUCCGCCUUCACCACCUCCCCCAUCCCUUCCACCGCCGUCUCCAUCACCUCCUCCACCACCUCCUCCAUCGCCACCUCCACCAUCCCCUCCGCCACCACCAUCACCAUCACCAUCACCACCUCCCCCAUCUCUGCCACCACCAUCCCCAUCACCACCUCCUCUAUCUCCGCCGCCGCCAUCCCCAUCACUACCUUCACCAUCUCCACCUUACUGUGUUCGAUCACCACCGCCACCUCCAGUUUACUGUGUUCGAUCUCCACCGCCGCCAUGUGUUCGUUCUCCGCCUCCGCCACCUCCCCAUUCACCACCUCCGCCUUCACCACCUCCACCGCCCCAUUCGCCGCCACCUCCAUAUUCACCACCACCUCCGCCACAUUCUCCCCCUCCACCCCCUUCACCACCUCCUCCCCAUUCACCACCACCUCCGCCACCUUCGCCACCUCCUCCCCCUUCACCACCACCUCCUCCCCCUUCACCACCACCUCCUCCACCUUCGCCACCUCCUCCACAUUCACCACCACCACCUCCAAAUUCGCCGCCUCCUCCGCCAAAUUCUCCCCCGCCACCUCCUCCACAUUACUAUUCCCCACCUCCACCUCCACAAUCGCCGCCUCCUCCGCCACAUUCACCCCCGCCACCUCCUCCACAUUACUACUCCCCACCACCACCACCCCCAUGCAUAGAACCACCACCACCUCCUUGCAUAGAACCACCGCCUCCACCACCUUGUGAAGAGGAUGAACCACAAGCACCCUCGCCGACUCCGGCGCCGGCACCAAUUGUUGGAAUUUGAUACGCAUCUCCUCCACCACCUCCCUUCUAUUGAUUCUUUUGAGAAAUUUCUUUCUACAUUCCCUCCUUCAAAGAAAGAAAAGCAAUGUUUCAGUCAUCUUGGCUGUUAUUAGAUUCUUCUUACUCUUCUUUUACUACUUCUCUGUCCACAAUUGCUAUUGCUGUUUGGGUGAGUCUGGCACCCGGACAAAAAAUGAAGAACAGAAUUCCUGCAAUCAUCGAAUGGGUUCCGGCAAUAUGUGCUAUGUAUUGGUCGAAUUUAAUUUGUUGGGGAAAAAGAGAAGUGGAGACAGACAAGGGGGACAGAAGAGAAAGUCUCUCCAUAUAUUUGAAUUGUUAUGGAUAUCUGAAUUGUGAAUAAAUUGCUAGGGAGAGAUUUAGGUGUCAGGGAAUUGUAUGUAUAGUGUUGAGAUUCAUGAGAAAAUUGAUAAUCAGGGUCUGAAAGGCAGUAUCGCUUCUGCUCCUCUGCUGCUGCUGCUGCUUCGUGGGUUUUUCAUUAUUGUCUUUUUUAUUUUUCCUUUCUUUUUAUCAUACUUCAUUUCUUUUCUGAUUUUCAAAUUUAUAGUAUAAUGAACAUUUUCAGUUACUGAUAUUCAUAUCAAACCAUUAUAUCUCCAAUUUCUUCUUAGAUCUUGUGUUCUACAGGGGUGAGAUUGAAAAAACCAGAUCUAUCAAUUGUACAUU
Messenger RNA from Telopea speciosissima, 3042 nucleotides. Its product is annotated as leucine-rich repeat extensin-like protein 4. Gene Ontology annotation, molecular function: protein binding. The transcript is spliced from 2 exons. The record is from RefSeq and is a predicted model, not a curated record. NCBI's taxonomy places the organism in Eukaryota, Viridiplantae, Streptophyta, Magnoliopsida, Proteales, Proteaceae. The coding region runs from base 53 to 2359 and encodes 768 amino acids.